This is a messenger RNA of Salvelinus sp. IW2-2015, 3279 nucleotides long. The record is from RefSeq and is a predicted model, not a curated record. Lineage: Eukaryota; Metazoa; Chordata; Actinopteri; Salmoniformes; Salmonidae.
UAUGUUUUGGUCCUGAAUUCUCUCUGCUUGUGUGUGUGAUUUACUACGCGCAGCACUGAACGCAUCGCAAAAUCUAGUAAUUUCUUAGGCAAUUGUCAACCUGCUUGAAAGCCUACUCCCUUUCAUAAUUAUUGGGAUUACAAUUAUUGCUGCAAUCAGACUAGUUCUGACUGCCUACGUACAGUAAUUCUCGGGCAUUCCCCGUCAUGACCUAGCCCGCCCCUCUGGUUGAAUGGAUGGGAAACCUCAUUAGUUCAACCAUAGAUUCUCUGCCGUGAACGUCGUCUGUAAUCUGUUAUCAUUUUUGGGUUUACUUCGAUGACGGAUCUGUGUAUUCUGUCGUUACAUUUGAUGAACUAUUGUCCAUCUGGUAAAUAAACGAGCAACGGCAAUACACUGGUUGGUACGCGUUAGGGCUUAGGCCAUGGGGGGAAGCAAGAGCAAGCCCAAAGACGCAGGCCUUCGGACACGGAGUCUUGAUGGUAACAUCAGUUUAGGAGGAGGGGGUGGCGGCUACAACAUCAGCCCCGCCCAGCACACCCUCACGCCCAAUCUGAGUCCAGCAGUGGGCGGAACACGCCGGUCCACUCAGCCGUUGAUUAAUACCCCUGAGCUGGCCCUGUUUGGGGGAGUGGAGUCCGCCAAUAGCGUCACGUCUCCUAACAGAGGGACACUUGCAGGAGGUGUGACGACGUUCGUGGCGCUGUAUGACUACGAGUCUCGCACUGCCUCCGAUCUGUCUUUCAGGAAGGGGGAGCGGCUACAAAUAGUAAACAACAUGAGAAAGUUGAACAGCAGAGAAGGGGACUGGUGGCUGGCUCGCUCUCUGACCACUGGAGAAAGUGGUUACAUCCCCAGCAAUUAUGUGGCUCCUUCCGACUCCAUCCAGGCAGAAGAUCAUCUCAGAUUGCCUAUGGCUUCCAGGUGGUAUUUUGGCAAGAUCACACGUCGCGACUCGGAGAGGCUCCUCUUGAGUUUGGACAACAGGAGAGGGAUGUUCCUGGUGAGAGAGAGUGAGACCACCAAAGGUGCCUACUGUCUGUCAGUCCUGGACUAUGACAACACUAAAGGGCUGAAUGUGAAACACUACAAGAUUAGAAAGCUGGACAGUGGAGGGUUCUACAUCACCUCACGCACUCAGUUUAACAACAUACAGCAGCUGGUCACACACUACCACAAGCAUGCAGAUGGACUGUGCCACUGUCUGACGGAGGUAUGUCCCGUACUAAAGCCACAGACCCAGGGCCUGGCCCGCGAUGCCUGGGAGAUCCCCAGGGACUCCCUAUGCCUUGACCUCAAACUGGGACAGGGAUGCUUCGGAGAGGUCUGGAUGGGCACGUGGAACGGGACAACGCGGGUAGCGGUCAAGACCCUGAAGACAGGUACCAUGUCCCCCGAGGCAUUCCUUAUGGAGGCCCAGGUCAUGAAGAAGCUGAGACAUGAAAAACUGGUUCAGCUGUAUGCCGUGGUGUCUGAAGAACCUAUCUAUAUUGUCACGGAGUACAUGGGACAAGGAAGCUUGUUGGACUUCCUGAAGGGAGACAUGGGCAAGAUGCUCCGCCUUCCUCAGCUGGUUGACAUGGCCUCACAGAUUGCCUCAGGAAUGGCGUAUGUAGAGAGGAUGAACUACGUCCACAGAGACCUCAGGGCUGCCAACAUUCUAGUGGGAGACAACUUGGUUUGUAAAGUGGCUGACUUUGGACUGGCCCGUCUCAUAGAGGACAAUGAGUACACUGCCAGGCAGGGAGCAAAGUUCCCCAUCAAGUGGACGGCUCCUGAAGCUGCACUGUAUGGCCGCUUCACCAUCAAAUCAGACGUCUGGUCGUUCGGGGUCUUACUGACAGAACUGGCCACCAAGGGGAGAGUACCAUAUCCAGGCAUGGUGAAUCGUGAGGUGUUGGACCAGGUGGAGCGUGGUUACAGGAUGCCUUGUCCUGCUGAGUGCCCUGACUCCCUCCAUGACCUCAUGCUCACCUGCUGGAGGAAGGACGCUGAGGAGAGGCCCACAUUCGAGUACCUGCAGGGCUUCCUGGAAGACUACUUUACCUCCACUGAGCCACAGUACCAGCCCGGGGAGAACCUUUAGUCGAGAACCUGAGCAUCAUUCUGCCUGUUGCCAUGUCUACGGUACAUCCCACUAUUAUAUUGGGAGCUCAUCAGUGACAAGUGAAGAAACAGGUUUUUUCUUUUUCUUUUGUAUUACAUCUUUCUUUAUACGCCUGUCUUUGUACCACUUUUACUUUGUUUCCAUCUUUUUACGAAACCAUGCUUAUUGGUACUACAUCUGACUGAGGAACUGCCAGAGGAACAUGGUUGAAAACAAGCUUUGUUUGUGGUGCGUUCAGUACGMUUUUUACUUUCUGGAACGUUCAAUUGAAUGGAAACGGUACUGAACGUCCAGUUGAAAAACGUGGUGMGGUUGGGUUGGGGAACGCUAUUAGCAUGGCCACUGCCCUUUUAAAUACGUCACUCAUUGCGUCAAGCCACACGCAGCAAACGUACCUCAAUAUCUGUUCAAGAAGGUACAAGAACAUUUUGGGGAAACGUGUAGUUCAGUACAAACUGUUCCGCAAACGUUUAAGUAAACUGAACGCACCUCAGGUUUCAUCUUCCUCAUUUCAGAAUAAGAGAGCACCUUUUUAUAUAGCCUCUAAAGGUGCCACUGAUUCUAUUUCUGCUAUGAAAAAUUGCAUUAAUCAAUCAUACGUUAACAUGUCGAAMUCUUUCCUACUCUUAAGGCGGGGAGACUGGCUUGCGAACUGAAGGUCAGUGUUUUUAUAGAAGACAGCUGAUGUACAGUGCUGUGGUACAGCAUGGUUUCUAUGUUACUGUGGCAAGAAGACUUGCAUCAAGAAUAUGAACUGGGUAUUGUGGUACUGUAGAGCUUCUUGAGUGCUAAGAUUUCAUAAACCACUAGAAAUUCUACACUGUUUUCAUUGAAUUCUCAGACAUUGGCAUAGAUUAUUAAUCUGAGUUAUGUUUUCGGUCCUGUGAAUAUAUGGAGCAGCAGACUGACUAGUCUGUCGUCUUAAUCCUAAUCCUCAUUGUAUGAUCAUAUUGAUAAAACAAGGACGUCUCCAUUGGGUUCUUUGGCUCUUUUUCUCCUCAACCUAUGCAGUUUUUGGAUCUGUGAUAUUCCUUUGUAUAAUCUUUUUUACUGCAUUCUGUGGAAAAUGUAAGAAUUUCAGGCAAUAUUUUUUGCUAUUGUCUAAAUACUAUUGUAUAUUGUUUAAAAUUCAAAUGACAAUGUUGGAAUAAAAUGUGUACAUUGCAAACUAA